Molecule: messenger RNA, 1914 nt
Organism: Sardina pilchardus (European sardine)
Lineage: Eukaryota; Metazoa; Chordata; Actinopteri; Clupeiformes; Clupeidae
Gene: syt2b
Product: synaptotagmin-2
Exons: 9
Coding region: 442-1746 (434 amino acids)
Biological process (GO): calcium ion-regulated exocytosis of neurotransmitter; cellular response to calcium ion; regulation of dopamine secretion
Cellular component (GO): synaptic vesicle membrane; dense core granule; exocytic vesicle
Molecular function (GO): calcium-dependent phospholipid binding; phosphatidylserine binding; calcium ion binding
Source: RefSeq, a predicted model, not a curated record
UGUGUGCGCGUGUGUGUGUGUGACAGACAAAAUGUGUGUGUGAGAGAGUCUGAGCUCUUUCCCCUCAGAUGAUCCUCGGCAGCACAGAGCUGGGCUAGCGACCCCCUCCUGAGCCUUAGAGCCAGGCCAACUGGACAACAACAUUAGCAACUCACGAGGAGGCUACCCCUCCAAUCUCUCUCUCUCUCUCUCUCUCUCUGUCUCGCUCUCUCUCUUUCUGAAGAGACACACUCGUUCUUCUUUUCAAAGGAGGAAAGUACAGAGGCUGCCUCCAACAGCCCCUGAAAAGUGUCCUGCAGCCUCGGCUGAGGAGAAGAGACUCCACACGCGUGUGUGUGUGAGUGUGUGUUUUUCUCCAGGUGCGACGCGUGUGUGAGAGGCCCGGAGCGAGGAGCGAGUGUGUGAGUAGUGUGUGUGUGUAGCCUGCUCAGCACCACCACCAUGACUCUGAAUAUGAAACUGCUGAAGCCCCAGGCCAUGGUUGCCCCCGAGUCCACGGGCGGCAACACCACCAGCAUCAUGACGGCGUCCCCGGCCCCCGUCAUCUCCACCUCCGCCGGCAACUCCAGCGAGUCCGAGGGCACCGUCAACAAGAACGACGUCUUCGAGGAGAUCAAGAGCAAGUUCCUCAACGAGAUCGACAAAAUCCCACUGCCACCCUGGGCGAUCAUCGCCAUCGCCGUGGUAGCGGGCCUGCUAGUCCUCACCUGCUGCUUCUGCAUCAUCAAGAAGUGCUGCUGCAAGAAGAAGAAGAACAAGAAGGGCAAGAAGGGCAAGGACGGCUUCAACAUGAAGAACAUGCAGGGAGAUAAACAUCAGGAUGACGACGACGACGAAGGCGAGACGGGCCUGACCGAGGAAGAGAAGGAGGAAGAGGAGAAAGAGGUCGAGAUGCUCGGAAAACUGCAGUACUCGCUGGCCUACGACUUCACGGACAAUAAGUUGAGCGUGGGCAUCCUUCAGUGUGCCGACCUGGUUUCCAUGGAUUCAGGUGGCACCUCCGACCCCUACGUAAAGGUCUUCAUUCUUCCUGACAAGAAGAAGAAAUUUGACACAAAGGUGCAGAAGAAGAACCUGAAUCCAGUGUUCAACGAGACCUUCGUCUUCAAGAUGCCCUACGAGGAGCUUGGCGGGAAGACGCUAGUCAUGUCCGUGUACGACUACGACCGCUUCUCCAAGCACGACAUCAUCGGGGAGGUGAAGAUCGACUUCAAAUCCAUUGACCUCGGAAAACCCAUUGAGGAGUGGAAGGAGUUGGACAGCGUGGAGAAAGAGGAGCCGGAGAAGCUGGGAGACAUCUGCAUCUCCCUGCGCUACGUGCCCACAGCCGGCAAACUCACCGUCAACGUCCUGGAGGCCAAGAACCUCAAGAAGAUGGACGUCGGUGGACUUUCCGAUCCUUAUGUGAAGAUCCAGCUGCUUCAGAACGGCAAGAAGAUCAAGAAGAAGAAGACCACGGUGAAGAAGAACACCCUGAACCCCUACUACAACGAGUCCUUCAGCUUUGAGAUCCCUCUGGAACAGAUGCAGAAAAUCCUGGUAGUGGUCACCGUCUUUGACUACGACAAGAUCGGCUCCAACGACGCCAUCGGGAAGCUGUUCAUCGGUAGCAAGGCGCAGGGCACCGAGAUGAAGCACUGGGCUGACAUGCUGGCCAACCCCCGCCGACCCAUCGCCCAGUGGCAUCCGCUCCGUCCAGAGGAGGAUGUGGACGGAGCCCUGGCCUCUCUCUUUGCCAAGAAGUAAUGCCAUGGAGACCAGCUGACACCAUGGAAACCAACCAACUAACCAACCAACCAACCAACCAACCAACCAACCAACCAACCCACAAACCGACUAACCAACCCUCCCCCCUCCUCCUCCUUCUAAUCUUCGUCCUCUUCCUCAUCGUACUCCUCAGUCCACUGCAUGAGU